AUGACCGAGGAAUCAACUUCUCCCCAGAUUUCGGUCAGUUUCGUGUCAGAAGACGAAAAUGAGCUCGGCGGCUCGGGAAUCCUAGUUCCAGUGGAUAUUUCAACAAACCAAUUGCAAAUUCUGUGUAAUCAGUUGCUCGGAAACAGCGACGACCCGGUGCCGAUCUCGUUCUUCACCACAGAAGGUGCCGAAAUUGUGGAUACAGUGCGGAAAUCGCUUGAAAAAAUCGAUUUUGAGACUACUCUGAAGCUCGUUUAUCAGCCACAAGCCGUGUUUCGUGUACGUCCGGUGACUAGAUGUUCCGCGAGCAUUCCAGGUCACGGUGAGCCAGUGAUCUCCGCUCAAUUCAGUCCAGACGGUCGUGGUCUCGCAUCCGGAUCCGGUGACCAGACGAUGAGAAUCUGGGAUAUCGAGCUGGAAUUGCCACUCCACACAUGCAAAUCUCACAAAAAUUGGGUUUUAUGCAUUGCGUGGUCGCCGGACGCUUCGAAAAUCGCCUCUGCCGACAAGAAUGGAGAAAUUUGUGUUUGGAAUGCGAAAACUGGAGAACAGAUUGGAAAAACGCUGAAAAGACAUAAGCAAUGGGUUACUAGUCUCGCGUGGCAACCGAUGCACAAAGACGCGACAUGUCGCCUCCUCGCCUCAUCUGGAAAAGACGGAAACAUCUUCAUCUGGGAUACUGUAAAAGGGGCGGUCGUUCGGUGUCUGAGUGGUCACACCGCCUCAGUCACAUGUCUCCGUUGGGGUGGAGAGGGAUUGAUCUAUUCGGGUUCACAGGACCGAACCGUCAAAAUGUGGCGUGCCGAGGAUGGUGUCAUGUGCCGUAAUAUGACAGGCCACGCCCACUGGAUUAACACUUUGGCACUGAAUACCGAUUAUGCGCUGAGAACUUCGUGUUUCGAGCCAAGCAAGCGAUGUGUUAAGCCGGAUAGUGUGGAGGAGUGCCAAAAAGUGGCUCAACAACGAUACGACGCGGCGAUGAAGAUCGCCGGCGGUGAGCGUCUCGUCUCAGGAUCCGACGACUUCACUCUAUUCAUGUGGAAUCCGAAAGAGACGAAACAGUCGGUGAAUCGGAUGACUGGACACAUGCAACUCGUGAAUCAAGUCGUCUUCUCACCGGAUACUCGAUAUAUUGCGUCCGCUUCGUUUGAUAAAUCUGUCAAGUUGUGGUGUGGACGGACUGGAAAGUAUAUCGCCUCGUUGAGAGGCCACGUGGGUCCAGUAUACCAAGUCGCCUGGUCAGCUGACAGCCGUCUUCUCGUCUCAGGAUCCGCUGAUUCGACGUUGAAAGUGUUCGAAUUGAAGACGAAAAGUCUGUAUUAUGAUCUACCGGGACACGGAGAUGAGGUGUAUACUGUCGAUUGGAGUCCAGAGGGAACGAAAGUUGUCAGUGGCGGGAAAGACAAGGUGUUGAAGUUGUGGAGACAAUAA
Messenger RNA from Caenorhabditis remanei, 1431 nucleotides. RefSeq lists its product as uncharacterized. Gene Ontology annotation, cellular component: nucleolus. Lineage: Eukaryota; Metazoa; Nematoda; Chromadorea; Rhabditida; Rhabditidae. Gene Ontology annotation, biological process: ribosomal large subunit assembly; Notch signaling pathway. Gene Ontology annotation, molecular function: protein binding. The transcript has 8 exons. The record is from RefSeq and is a predicted model, not a curated record. Bases 1 to 1431 code for a protein of 476 amino acids.